Molecule: messenger RNA, 2973 nt
Organism: Cladocopium goreaui
Lineage: Eukaryota; Dinophyceae; Suessiales; Symbiodiniaceae
Source: the annotation of a GenBank genome assembly
AUGGUGUCGCAUCUGCAACUCUGUCAGCGCGCAUUGGUGUCCGCCCUUCUAGCGGUGGCAGCCGUCCUGAAUGUGGAGCCAAGCGUUAGCAGAGAUUCAGACCCACCAUGCCUGCGUGCAGCGUAUGGCACAGUUCUACGCAAAGCACGGGGCCGCACCGAUGGUGAGGCUUUGACAAGGCUACGUGCUGCAAAGGUCGCGUGGGAACAGGCUUUGAACAACAAGGGAUUGGAUUUCCAGAACCAACGCAAAGUGGUGAUUCUGCGGGAUGUGCAAGGCUUAUCAUUUGUGGACAUAGCUGCGCAAGUGAAAAAUUUGGCUGGCAAGCAGCCAUCUCCAAGGACUUGCUGUCAGUACUACAAGCAAUUUUCUGUGUCACGUGGCAGGAAAAAAACUGCUUACAACAAUUGUGGCCGUCGGCCUUGGAAGCUGACAACAGCCACGCAAGGAUUUGUGUUGCGCUCCUUGCGGAGGAUGAGGAAGCAAGGGAUGUGCACCACAAAGUCUUUGCAAGCUGAGCUGGCCCGGGCCCGUGGUGUAGCAGUUGAUCAAAGUACAAUCCGCAAGUUCUUGCAGGCACAAGGCUACAGAUGGCUACCUCGAGGGCAAAAGCGCAAGUACACUCCCCAGCAAAUGAGCGAGAGGAAGGCAUUUGCCGAAGCUGUCGUGGCACUCGGGCCGUGUCGGCUGCGGCAGAAGUUGUCUUUCUCCAUGGAUGGCUGCGUCCUAACCAUGCCUCCCAAAAAUCUGACUGACAGGCUUAACUACCUUCACUCCGGCCAAACCCACAUGUGGCGAUUGAAGUCAGAAAGGCUAGAGCCUUCUCUGGCGGGGCAGGAUUGCUUCGCAAAGCAGAGCCCCUUGGAUAGAUGCAUCCCGCUGUGGGGUGGCUUGAGCGAAGGAGGUUUCGCAACAGUAGUCUUCCAUGCAAAGAAGAAGCUCACCAAGGCUGAGUGGAUCCGUGUCUUGCAAGCUGGAAAGGUGGCGUCUGCAAUCAAGAGCCUACGCCCGGUCAAAAAGGAUGGGCCGUGGCAUGUGCUUUGCGAUAAUGAGGCCUUCUUGGUAUCAAGUGAUUGUCGCGCAGCGUACCGGAAGGCCAAAAUACAUUUGUGGAGAAUUCCUGCCAAAUCACCGGAUUUAAAUCCCAUCGAAAGAUUCUGGUCAUACUUGCGCAAGCGGCUGAAUUACUUGGAUCUGCAGGAUGCAUUGAAGAAGAGGCCGUGGAUUGGCAAGUGUGCUUACAAAACCAGAAUCAAGAAUGUGCUGAAGUCCGCGCAUGCACAAAAUGCGGCGAAGCGGAUCGCCAAAGGAAGUUAUUGGGUGGCAAAGCGCGGCGCUUUAGUCAAUUCCUGGAUUCCCUCUGGUCCGGUCCGUGACGCUUUCGCUUCGGCGCGGUGGAAAAAGGAUGGCCCAGUCUCCGGGAGGAUCGGCCCACGCAUCGGUGAUCUGCUGUGGGGUGGCCGCGCACAGCUGCAGGCGCCGCACGACGCCACGGGAGCCUUCUUCCCGCGCCAGAAGUUUGCCUCGCUGGUUUUGCCCUCAGGUGCCGCGUGGGAUGUUGUGGGAGGUGUGGCCAGCGGUGGGCCACUCCUUUUUCUUGGAGGACAGAAAGCACGAGGUGGCUGGUGCUGCAAUGAUAUAUGGCGCUUGACCUUGACAAAGACCUCGUGGCGCGAUGUGAAUUGGAAGCUGAUCUCUGCUCAUGACGAAGGGCACAGCGAUGAUCGCGGGAGGCGCUGGCAUCGCAAGUGGAAGCCGCGGUGCAACCUGGCAGUGGCUUGCGCCUCGGCUCGGCGCGGCUACCUGCUCUAUGUUGCAGGUGGCGAGGAUGCGGCUGGGAACUGCCUCAACGAUCUCUGGGCCUCGCAGGACGGAGGCUUGUCCUGGCGCUGCAUGUCUCAGGCCUCACCCUGGUCCCCGCGCGUUUGCAGCGCGCUGCUGGCGGUCCCUGGGCGCCCGGAGCGGCUGCUGCUCUGUGGCGGGCUGAUGACGGCGGCGGAGGUUUGCCAGGACUUAUGGCUCAGCGAUGAUGCAGGUUUCAGCUGGCAUCGCUUGCCGGAUCCCAGCUGGGCGCACAUCACGGGCCGUUUUCGGGCGCAGCUGGUGCCUCUGGAGGCGGGAAAAGUGGCGGCCGACGAAGAUCAGGCCCUCACUGAGGACGAGCCGAUAGGACUUCUUGGGAUGGUCCUGUUCAACGAGCGUUGGGGGGCUUGGUUGGGGGCUUCUAAGUCUACAGCUCAACUCUACUACGCGGAUACCUUAGCCAGUUCCAAUGCCGAGAUUGCAAAGAUUGUCCAGGAAAGCGCAGACCAGACCGAUCGAAUUCCAUUCUAUGGAACAGAGCCGGAAAACUUCCGCGAAGGUGAACAAGUCAUUGUGAGUUUCCCGGGAGUACAUGGCUAUGGGUGGAAAAAACUGACUCAGGUUUCGUCUUCAAAACACACACCUUUCGCCAGCAGUUGCAUUUUCCUCCCAGAUGAAAAGACGCCGGGCUACGGACUCCAUGACAUCCAACGCGGAAAGCACUGUAGUUGCCACUUUCUUUAUAACAAGGAGAUUGCGAAGUGGGGCUGCCGUUGGUUCAGCCAGUGGAAGGAACAGACUCUCAGAGCACAUGGCAGGCGGUGCAAACUCGUGGUUGUCACCAAAAAAGAUGGCAGUCUUGGGAGGUCGCAAGCAGGAGAAGUGAAGUUCUUGCGGGCCGAAGAGAUUCCUUACGAAUCAAUUACCAUUGAGCAGUUUGCCCGAAGAAUUUUUGAUCGAAGAGACAUGAGGAGGAGGAGGAGCGGGCUCCUUCGGAGUAGCCGCAGAGUCCUUCGGAGUGACUCGGAAGACAAGCUGGUGCAGAUUAUUGCGCAGGAACCGGCAGAAGUGGAGUCAUGCGAGGUGUUCCAGUGCUGCAGUGCUUUGUUUCAGGUUAUGAAGACAGCCUGGAAGUUGACAUUGUGGAGGUCCCAGCACGUGGUCACCUAA